GCCGGAGGGGCGGCCGGCGCGGGGCUGAAUUCCAAGAGGACGCUGAGGGCUCUUCGGGCAGCCCCAGGGAGACAGUUGGGGAAACCGAGGCCGGAGAGCCGGAGCGACGGGCCUCCCAGCUGCCUCGCGGGCCUCUUCACGGCUUUCACCGCCUCCCUGGGGUGCUUAGAUGGGCUCCGGCCUCGGGAGGCGUUCACAAUGACAGCAGCAGGAGCCGCCAUUGAUUCGGAGUCUGCGGGGUGCAAAGCCCGGCGCUAACCCUUUACUAGCGUCCUUUCACUUCCCCUCCACAACAGCCCUGCCUGAUUUGUGGACUGGUGCAGCCUCUGCCAGUGAUGGGAAGUGAUGUUGCAUAGCGGGGCUGAAUCUCUGUGAAUAUGAUUCGAAUUGCAGCUUUAAAUGCCAGCUCCACGGUUGAGGAUGAUCAUGAAGGAAGCUUUAAAAGUCACAAAACCCAGACAAAGGAGGCUCAGGAAGCAGAGGCUUUUGCCUUGUACCACAAGGCACUGGAUCUGCAGAAACAUGACCGGUUUGAGGAGUCUGCCAAAGCCUACCAUGAGCUCCUGGAGGCACGCUUGCUGCGGGAGGCAGUUUCAUCCGGUGAUGAGAAAGAGGGGUUGAAACACCCUGGCCUGAUAUUGAAAUAUUCCACAUACAAGAACCUGGCCCAGUUGGCAGCCCAACGAGAGGAUCUGGAGACGGCCAUGGAGUUCUACUUAGAGGCAGUGAUGCUGGACUCCACGGACGUCAACCUCUGGUAUAAAAUUGGACAUGUGGCCCUGAGGCUCAUCCGGGUUCCCCUGGCUCGCCAUGCUUUUGAGGAAGGGCUGAGGUGCAAUCCUGACCACUGGCCUUGCUUGGACAACCUCAUCACUGUCUUGUACACCCUCAGUGAUUAUACAACGUGUCUGUACUUUAUCUGCAAAGCUUUGGAGAAGGAUUGCCGAUACAGCAAAGGGCUGGUUCUCAAGGAGAAGAUCUUCGAGGAGCAGCCUUGUCUGCGAAAGGACUCUCUCCGAAUGUUCCUCAGAUGUGACAUGUCAAUCCACGAAGUGUCAGUGGAUGCAGCUGAGGCGCAGGCUAUUGUAGAUGAGGCUCUGGGGCUCCGUAAGAAGAGGCAAGCGCUGACCGUGCGGGAGAAAGAGCCAGACCUGAAACUGGUGCAGCCCAUCCCCUUCUUCACCUGGAAGUGCCUCGGAGAGAGCCUGCUGGCCAUGUACAACCACCUUACCACCUGCGAGCCCCCACGGCCCAGCCUCGGCAAGAGGAUCGACCUGUCUGACUACCAGGACCCCAGCCAACCUCUGGUGUCCUCUGUGGUUGUGACGCCUGUCAGCAUGAUCCAACCAAGCCCUGUCAGUGCCAACCCAGUUGUGGCUGAGCCUGUGCUCUCCUACACCACUGUGGCUGCAGCCAACUUCCCGCUGCACAGUCCUGGGCUGUUGGAAACAGGUGCUCCUAUGGGUGAUGUUUCUGGGGGAGAUAAAUCCAAGAAAGGGGUAAAACGAAAGAAGAUUUCAGAAGACAGUGGAGAGACAGCAAAGCGACGGUCUGCCCGUGUGCGAAACACCAAGUGCAAAAAAGAAGAAAAAGUAGACUUCCAGGAGCUUCUGGUGAAGUUCUUACCAGCCAGGUUAAGAAAGCUGGACCCUGAGGAGGAAGAUGAUCCCUUUAAUAACUACGAAGUCCAGUCAGAAGCCAAACUGGAAAGCUUCCCGAGCAUUGGGCCUCACAGGCUGUCAUUUGACUCAGCCACAUUCAUGGAGUCUGAGAAGCAGGAUGUGCACAAGUUCCUGCUGGAGAACAUGACUAACGGGGGCAUCCUGGAGCUGAUGAUGCGUUACCUGAAGGGCAUGGGUCACAAGUUCCUGCUGAGGUGGCCACCAGGUCUGGCAGAGGUCGUGCUCAGCGUCUACCAUAGCUGGAGGAGGCACAGCACCAGCCUGCCCAACCCUCUGCUGAGGGACUGCAGCAACAAGCACAUCAAGGACAUGAUGCUGAUGUCUCUCUCCUGCAUGGAGCUCCAGCUGGACCAGUGGCUGAUGACCAAAGGCAGGAGCUCUGCAGUGUCUUCUCGGAACUGCCCUGCCGGUGUGGUGAAUGGCAGGUUUGGGCCUGAUUUCCCGGGAACCCACUGCCUUGGUGAUCUCCUGCAGCUGUCAUUUGCCUCAUCCCAGCGCGACCUGUUUGAGGAUGGCUGGCUGGAGUUUGUGGUCCGUGUUUACUGGCUGAAAGCUCGCUUCCUGGCGCUGCAGGGAGACAUGGAGCAGGCCCUGGAGAACUAUGACAUCUGCACAGAAAUACUCCAGAACUCCACCACCAUCCAGGCCAAGGCUGGGGCUGAGCAAAAAGACAUUGUCAUCCGGCUACCCAACCUCCACAAUGACUCUGUGGUUUCCCUGGAGGAGAUUGAUAAGAACCUAAAGUCGCUGGAGCGGUGCCAGUCCUUGGAGGAGAUUCAGCGGCUGUAUGAAGCGGGUGACUACAAGGCUGUCGUGCAUCUGCUCCGUCCCACUUUGUGCACCAGUGGGUUCGACCGGGCCAAACACCUAGAGUUUAUGACGUCUAUUCCUGAGAGGCCAGCCCAGCUGUUGCUGUUGCAGGACUCCUUGCUUCGGCUAAAGGACCACCGUCAAUGUUUUGAGUGCUCUGAAGUGGCUCUGAACGAGGCCAUCCAGCAGAUGGUGAACUCAAGUGAGACUACAGCCAAGGAGGAGUGGGUGGCCACGGUGACCCAGCUGCUGCAGGGUGUUGAGCAGGCACUCUCUGCAGACAACAGUGGCAGCAUCCUAAGGGAAUCGUCCUCUGCCACCAGCCUUGUGCGGCUUACCAAUAACCUCAUCCAGGUCAUCGACUGCAGCAUGGCUGUGCAGGAAGAGCCCAAAGAGCCCCACGUCUCCUCAGUGCUGCCCUGGAUCAUCCUGCACCGGAUCAUCUGGCAGGAGGAGGACACCUUCCACUCCCUGUGCCACCAGCAGCAGCUCCAGAACCCAGCAGAGGAAGGGAUGUCAGAGAUGCCCAUGCUCCCGUCCUCCCUCAUGCUGCUCAACACAGCCCAUGAGUAUUUGGGCAGGAGGUCCUGGUGCUGCAAUUCAGAUGGGGCCCUGCUGCAAUUCUAUGUGCGAGUUCUCCAAAAGGAGCUUGCUGCAUCCACCUCUGAAGACACACACCCCUACAAGGAGGAGCUGGAGACGGCCUUGGAGCAGUGCUUCUACUGCCUGUAUAGCUUCCCCAGCAAGAAGAGCAAGGCCAGGUACCUGGAGGAACACUCCACCCAGCAGGUGGAUCUUAUAUGGGAGGAUGCCCUGUUUAUGUUUGAGUAUUUUAAGCCCAAGACCCUUCCUGAAUUUGACAGCUACAAGACCAGCACUGUAUCUGCUGACUUGGCCAACCUCCUGAGAAGAAUCGCCACCAUUGUGCCCCGCACAGAGAGGCCAGCACUGAGCCUAGACAAAGUCUCUGCCUACAUUGAGGGAACCUCAGCUGAGGUGCCCUGCCUCCCAGAAGGGGCUGAUCCCUCCCCUCCGGUGGUGAACGAGCUCUACUACCUCCUGGCCGAUUAUCAUUUCAAAAACAAGGAGCAGUCCAAGGCUAUCAAGUUCUACAUGCACGACAUCUGCAUCUGCCCCAACAGGUUUGAUUCCUGGGCAGGAAUGGCCCUGGCCCGGGCCAGCCGCAUUCAGGACAAGCUGAACUCCAAUGAGCUGAAGAGCGAUGGGCCUAUCUGGAAGCAUGCCACGCCUGUCCUGAAUUGCUUCCGGCGGGCCCUGGAGAUUGACAGCUCCAACCUGUCCCUAUGGAUCGAGUAUGGCACCAUGUCCUAUGCCUUGCACUCGUUUGCCUCACGCCAGCUGAAGCAGUGGAAAGCCGAGUUACCCCCUGAGCUUGUGCAGCAGAUGGAAAGCCGGCGCGACAGUAUGCUGGAGACAGCCAGGCACUGUUUCACAUCAGCGGCCCGCUGUGAGGGUGAUGGCGACGAGGAGGAGUGGCUCAUCCACUACAUGUUGGGCAAGGUGGCUGAGAAGCAGCAGCAGCCGCCCACUGUUUACCUGCUGCACUACAGGCAGGCUGGCCACUACCUGCAUGAGGAGGCCGCCCGCUACCCCAAGAAGAUCCACUACCACAACCCACCCGAGCUGGCCAUGGAGGCCUUGGAGGUGUACUUCCGGCUCCAUGCUUCCAUCCUGAAGCUCCUGGGGAAACCUGACUCGGGGGUUGCUGCAGAGGUCCUGGUCAACUUUAUGAAGGAGGCUGCUGAAGGACCCUUUGCCAGGGGCGAGGAGAAGAAUACACCCAAAGCUUCAGAAAAGGAGAAGGCCUGCCUGGUGGACGAGGACUCCCACUCUUCAGCUGGGACACUGCCGGGCCCCGGAGCCUCCCUCCCCUCCUCCUCUGGCCCAGGUCUGACAUCCCCACCUUACACAGCCACUCCGAUUGACCACGAUUACGUCAAAUGUAAAAAACCCCACCAGCAGGCAACGCCGGACGACCGCAGCCAGGACAGCACAGCCGUGGCGCUCUCAGACUCCAGCUCGACGCAGGAUUUCUUUAAUGAGCCUACCAGCUCACUGGAAAGCUCCCGAAAGCCCUACACAGAGAAGAGGCUGCCUGUUCUCAGUCCCCAAGCAGGACCAAACAGUAAAGAACUUCAGGGGACCACAGAGGAAAGAGGAAAAACCGAGGAGUCCCUGGAGAGCACAGAAGGCUUCCGAGUUGCAGAGCAAGGUGGCCAGAAGCCUGCUGCAGACCUCCCAGCCUCUGUUUGCAUCCCCAAUAAGCCCCUGGUGUCUGCAACCAACUUGUGGGAUGGGAAGAAGAAAGGGGACCCCCCGGGGGAGCCAGUGGCUUUCCCGCUAGGGCUGCCAGCUGGCGCUGAGGAGCAGCGCCAGUUCCUCACAGAGCAGUGCAUCGCCUCCUUCCGCCUGUGCCUGAGCCGCUUCCCCCAGCACUAUAAGAGCCUCUACCGGCUGGCCUUCCUCUACACCUACAGCAAGACCCACCGGAACCUCCAGUGGGCCCGUGAUGUGUUGCUAGGCAGCAGUAUCCCGUGGCAACAACUGCAGCACAUGCCAGCACAGGGGCUCUUCUGCGAGAGGAACAAGACCAAUUUCUUCAAUGGCAUCUGGCGGAUCCCCGUGGACGAGAUCGACCGGCCGGGCAGCUUUGCCUGGCACAUGAACCGCUCCAUCGUGCUGCUGCUCAAGGUGCUGGCCCAGCUCCGGGACCACAGCACCCUGCUGAAGGUGUCCUCCAUGCUGCAGCGGACCCCGGACCAGGGCAAGAAGUAUCUGCGAGAUGCUGACCGCCAGGUGCUGGCGCAGCGGGCCUUCAUCCUCACUGUGAAGGUGCUGGAGGAUACGCUGAGCGAGCUUGCAGAGGGUUCAGAACGCCCAGGGCCCAAGGCCUGUGGCCUCCCAGGAACCAGGAUGACCACUGACGUCUCACACAAGGCCAGUCCUGAGGAUGGACAGGAGGGGCUCCCCCACCCCAAGAAGCCCCCUCUGACUGAUGGCUCAGGGCCAGAACCUGAGCCAGGGGGCAAAGUGGUUCCUCUCAACCACCGGCCUGUGGCCAUGGACUCAGGAGACAUUAUAGACCAGAGCGGGGAGCAGAAGGAAAAGGAGAGCCCCCGGGCCGGGCCCACUGAGCCCAUGGACACGGGUGAGGCCGCUGUUCGACACCCAGACUUGGAGCGGGUGCCGCCCCCGCUCCCAGGCCGCUCCCCAAAGGAUCGGGGCCCUGAGAGUCGGCCCACUGAGCUGUCCCUAGAGGAGCUGAGCAUCAGUGUCCGGCAGCAGCCCACCCUGUUCACCCCAGCCCAGCCCACCCCUGCCCCCACUGCCACUACGACUACUGCCACAGGGACCAGGGGGGUCAGCCUUCCUGAGGAGCCACCUCCACGGCCCAGCCGCAAGAGGAAGCUCCUGGAAGACACAGAGUCAGGCAAGACGCUUCUCCUGGAUGCCUACCGUGUGUGGCAGCAGGGCCAGAAGGGCAUGGCCUAUGACCUGGGUCGCAUCGAGAGGAUCAUGUCUGAAACCUACAUGCUCAUCAAGCAGGUGGAUGAGGAGGCUGCACUGGAGCAGGCUGUGAAGUUCUGUCAGGUCCACCUCGGGGCCGCCGCCCAGAGACAGGCCUCGGGGGACAUGCCCACCACCCCAAAGCACCCCAAGGACAGCCGAGAGAACUUCUUUCCUACAGCAGUGGUCUCCACAGCCCUUGACCCUGUGCUGGCCGACACGCUCCAACGGUCCAGCGACAUCCACUCCAAGCCUCACCCUGCACUGGCUGCUGCCACAGCUGUCAUCACCAGCCCUCCCGCACCAUCGGCCUCCACCCCAGACCCGUCCAAGGACCCUGGGCCCCCCCAGCCACACAGACCUGAGGCCACCCGUUGCAUGGCCUCCCUGGGCCUAGAGGGAGAAGAGCUGGCAGGAGCAGCAGAGGAGCCACGGCACAGUCACCAGGUGAAGACAGCCCCUGCGGGUCCCUCGGCAGAGCCGCACUGCUGGCCAGCAGAGGCCGCCUCCCAGACAGGCACAGAGCCCACCUGCAGCCAGGCCUCCAGCUCCAAAGUCUCCAGUGGUGGGAGUGCCCAGCCACCUGAGGGCCACCAGGGCAAGGCAGAGCCCAGCCGGGCCAAGGCGCGCCUCCUGCCCAACAUGCCGAAACUGGUCAUCCCCUCAGCUGCCACCAGGUUCCCCCCUGAGAUCACCGUCACGCCGCCCACCCCAACCCUGCUCUCUCCCAAAGGCAGCAUCUCGGAGGAGACCAAGCAAAAGCUGAAGUCGGCCAUCCUGUCUGCCCAGUCUGCUGCCAACGUGAGGAAGGAGAGCCUGUGCCAGCCUGCCCUAGAGGUCCUAGAGACGUCCAGCCAGGAGUCCUCACUGGAGAGCGAGACAGAUGAGGACGAUGACUACAUGGACAUCUGAGGACAGCCAUGCCCUGGGGGACCAGCCAGGCCUGGAAUGCCCCUCAGCCCAGACCUGGCAAGGCCAGAGGCCCACAUGGGGUGCCAUUCCUUAUGCAGCCCAGGCUUGCCCACCCCCCACCAGCAUCCUCCCUGCCCACUGGCCAGGGCUGCCCACACUGUGUGGGAGUCCAGAGGAGGAGGAGCCCAUCUUAGCCACGUGAAGGUGGACCGGUUACGAUCUGUACAGCAGGGAGGGCAUCCUUUUCUAUGAAAUGUUGACUUUGUAAUCGUGCCCACCCCAGCCCAGCUGGCCAUGUCCACACCUUGGCGCUGGGACGAGCCGCGUUCUGCCCAUGUCAUGGUGGAGUGGUCAUUGAGGACUCAGUUCGCCCUACACACCCCCUUUUUUCU
Cynocephalus volans (Philippine flying lemur) is the source of this 7324-nucleotide messenger RNA. RefSeq names its product calcineurin binding protein 1 (gene CABIN1). The coding region runs from base 378 to 6932 and encodes 2184 amino acids. Gene Ontology annotation, cellular component: nucleus. Gene Ontology annotation, biological process: chromatin organization. The transcript has 37 exons. The record is from RefSeq and is a predicted model, not a curated record. Gene Ontology annotation, molecular function: protein binding; nucleosome binding. NCBI's taxonomy places the organism in Eukaryota, Metazoa, Chordata, Mammalia, Dermoptera, Cynocephalidae.